Messenger RNA from Pocillopora meandrina, 14248 nucleotides. Lineage: Eukaryota; Metazoa; Cnidaria; Anthozoa; Scleractinia; Pocilloporidae. The record is from the annotation of a GenBank genome assembly.
GAGGACGAGCAUGAGAAUAUUGAUGCUUCUACUCAACGAUCCCAACGUGAAAGUAAGUGAAAGAGGGAAUCAAGAAGGACAUAAACACAAAGCGCAAAUAAACAGACUUAAUAAAACAUUAGUGUAGUUGUGUUACUAAGUCAACAUGCAUUCAUUUCGUUUCUUCAAAGUUUCUUCCUUCUCCGAAGAAUAUUCAUCACACGAGAAACGAGGGCCACAUUGAGAGGGUGGUGAAAUUCAAGCUUACUUCUUUUUUUGGUGGUUGUUUAAUUGAAAAAUGUUCAUACUUGUGAAUCUUUCUUGCAUGUGUCUGAUUGUUUUACAGAGAUAGAGAAGGAUUUGGAUGAUGUUCUGCGUAAGGGUGAUUUCCAUGCGAUUGAUCAAAGAGUGACUCCAAAAACCCUGAAAGGGUGUAAAACUAACACCUUAAUCAAAUCUUUCCAGGUUGGUCUUGUAACUUUAUCUUUACCUAUUUUACCGGCAUAGUUUACUUAGGGCUGUAUCGCCAGACCAAGUGACAAAAGUGUUCCUUAUUUACUUUGAUUUUCGUUUCGUUUCUCCAUACGAUUAGCUCGUCAUGCGCAUACCACUCUCUCUACGAAUUAGCGUCAAAGUUACAACCAAUUGCUACUUGUUCACUGUCUGAGAGUGUACUUGUAAGUUUGAAGUAUCACUGGCUUGCAGUUAUAUCUUGUUUUCUUUCUUAUUGGUCAUCGAGGUUUCAGUGUACUAAUUUACAAAGGACAAUCGAAAAAACUCUCCUGCUAUGUUCAACACUGGAGGCUAACGAGAAAUCAGAAACAAUUUCUUUGAUUUUUUACGAGCCAUUUGAUAAAAAAGAUAACUUUAUUCCUUUUUAAACAUAGGUCAACAAAACACUGCGAGAUUUAGCGGAUGGUGCAAAUCCGGAGAAGUACGAUAUAAAAAAGCUUGAAAAAUCUAUUGACGAGUUCACAUCAGCCUUGAUAGAUCCCCUUAAAGCCGACGCCGAUACCAGAAAUACAUUUCAAAGUUGUUUUGAUGAUCUGGUGGACAAGGCAAUAGACACGAAGCAGAAGAAGGUACUACACGAGUGAUAAAAAGGUUUCCAAUCAAUACUUUAUGAUAUCCUUCAGCCCUAAAGUCGAUUUUAGUGGGAAUGCUGUCGCCCAUCUGAACACACAGGUGCCCUUACCUUUACGUAUUAUAAGGGUAAGAAAAGAAGAGAGACAACAAUGUUCCCAUCAAUAACCACCGGUGAGGAGGCUUUGUGGGAUAUUACAAAGGGGAAAAUAUAUAUUUUUUAAGAUUUAUGCACACAAUAUUACGGUAUACUUGAUGCCAAUUUAAUGUACAUGACGUCAUUCUUGUCUUUCCGCUGUAUGUACAAGGAAGCAAUUAAUCAAUUUCCAGUGAAAGAAAUUUAUAUUCUGGUGAAUUUACUGAAUGAUAUGAUGCCAAACUGAAUGAUUUAAAGACACUGAGCAUAUUCACAGCUCGGCGCCAUAGCCAAUCCGGUCAGAAAUUAGUUUCCAACUUGAACUGUAUUAGUUAUUUCUAAGAAAUCUUUUUUACACCCUUGCUUUAGCAGUUCUAUUCUGUUGUAGAUCACAGAUGACGUCAAAAUGUGGCAAGAGCAAAAAAGUCGCUGAUGACGCGCGUUCGAGUGUAUCACUGAUAUGUCGCUGGAAUUGUUUUGAUUUAAAUGAAGCCAAAGUAAUAAGCAAGAACCAGUCCAAAUUCAGCUUAUUGCGUAAUGAAGAAAUGUAAAAUGGUUUCCGUGUUUACAUAGCUUGAUGUAAACACGCGGGAGGUUGGGAAAACACGAGAUAAGCGUAGGAAACCACGACGCGAAGCGGAGUGGUUUCCAGCUAAACUAAUGAAAGAGGAACGAAAACCGUGUUUACAUACGCUCGUGUAAAAUGGUUUUAUGGCCAAUCAGAGCGCGCGUACUAUUUGAAUUAUUUUAUAAAAUAAUGUAUCGACGAAUUUUUCGUAGUUCAUCUCUCACCCAGUGGUGUAUAACUUGCUCAACUCCAGAUGGUACCGCUCCUUUUUUCAAGUAAGAAAAGAAUCAUGGCGGACACCUCAACGCUGGGGAUACUUUUUUCUCAACCUCUGGACAGUGUUUGACAUCGUCUUUUUUCCCUUUCUCUUUGCCAUUUUCUUCGUCGUGCAUUUGAUAAAACAGGCCUUGAGGAGGAAAAGAGGUUUGUAAUAUCGUUUUUCUAGCAUUACAUUGUAAUACGUUUUUAGCAAGCUCUAAAGUAUUCAAAAGGUUUGGGCCUUGAGGGGGGGUGAGGCGCGAAGGGUGAUGGCUUUUCUUUUUAUUCUUAACUCCAUGAAACUGAGUUACCAUGCAAGCUGAGUCCUCUCAACUGAAACAAUAUAGGAGUCCUUGCUAAAACUAUGCGCAAAGUGCGGGUCACGCAUUUCUUCCAUGGCGCGUGAAACGCGCUUCGUGCUUGCCCCGUGUUUGCCUCCAUUCGCCUGGAAAACGCCAAAAAACUCCGCCUGUUCUGCAGGCUACAUCGUUCAAGGAGCGUUUACAGGUCUGGUAUUUAUUCUCACUAUUCUUAAGAUUGGUUUAGAUCGCUAUAUUCAAGUUUUGAGAUUAGAUACAAGCAGCUACUGGGGAGUUGUUGAGGUGCUCUGUAUCAAUUGUUGUAUGUUUCCUUUAUUGAUCAGUGGUUUAAUCGCUUAGCUUCUAAUGCUUUCCUUGAUGAUUUUUUAGAAACUGAAAUAUGUUUUGUUUUGACGCCGGGCAAAGAUACCUCAGAAUUUAAUCUAAUUAAAAGGACGAUAAACUACAUUGUUGGUGAAUAUGGCUGCCUCUCUGCCAAAUACUGUGUUGUUUUACAUGAAGACCACAAAAUUAUCGGUAACAUCAACUUUAAAGAGAGGUACACUACUGAGGCUGCACUUCGAGCAAGGAUUGACCAGUUACAGCGGCCAAACUCAACCAGUUCACUCGGUGAAGAUCUUAUCGCCACCCGAAGUGCAUUCACAAACCAAACACAUAGGGAAGAAGCCAAAAAGGUGAGGAAUACUUGCGAACAACCGUUUUCUUGAGUGCUGUCGAGUUUUGUCUCUUAACUUGUUCCCAUGGGCUCAUUUUGCAGUCAUGGGCUGUUAUCAGGCCUUGGUUAGUUAUACUUACAAUUCGAUACAAUUCAUAUUCAAUGUUGAUUGAUUUUGACGACCGCACGCUACAGUUGAAAUAUCUUUAACACAUAAACACAAAUCAUAUUUUAGUUAGUGUCAAUCGAUUUAAUUUCAACUUUCUGCUAUCCAUUUCACUAUUUCCAUUAACUGACGCCUUCUCAGCCAAAGAGCAUGCUGACAUUUUUGCAUACAUAUUAAUGAUUUAGUUCUUUAUCGUAUCUGGUAUUGUAUGUACAUGACAGCUACAGUUAUCAGUUGUGUGAACAGAUUAAUUAAAUGGCGAGAUAAACAAAACCAUCAAUAACUUCUGCAAUAGAUCCCCGGCCAGUAGUUAAGAUACUUACAAGCGCAUCAGUAAUAUUUAAUGCAAAUCCAAUUAUUGUUUUCUUAAAAGUGUUUUUUUUUUCCAUUGAAAAAAUUCAAGCAGCUCCUUUAAUUUAUAAGAAGGCCAGUGUAUUUUCAAAAUUGAUAAGUUUGGGCUCAUAUUUGAUAAAACUUGUAACUUUGUUUUUGAGAAUCAAGGGGAAUAAAUAUCACAUUUUUUAAAUUUUAUUUCUACAUUAGGUGGUCGUGCUCUUUCUUAAUGACUCGAUACGCAAGGUUGAGGCUAACACCGAGAGACUACCGCCCUUACUAAAGAAGAUAGAGGAUAUGCAAGUUAACAUCGUUCCCGUCGGUAUCGGGGUGUGCGCAAAAUUAUCAGAAUUAAAUGAGAUGGCAACUAAAGAUGGCACAGCACGUCACUUUGGAGAAUACGAGUCACACGAGACGUUGGGGACAGCUAUCUUACAAGGUAACUUGGGGAGGUUUCAAAUUACGAUAUAAGAAAACCCUCCUUAGAAUGAUUAUUCUCCUUAUUGGUUUGGGGAAAAAAAGAAAGUAUUGCAUGCAGUUGUUACAAUUUUAACUGAGGAAGGUUUUAAAUGGUGGUAUAUUUUAUAAGCUUUAACUUUUCUCCCCACUUCGUAGAAGUGUGACUGGCUUUAUAAUCGAUAUGUUUUACUUUCUUACAGGUAUCGAAGGAAAGAACAUCUAUGGUGAGGACGGGUUAUUGUUGGUGGUUAGAAUUCCAAAGACCGUUGAACUUUUGAACAUUCUAAGCUAGCGUCUCAAUCAUUGUCCUACCCAGUAUAACUAUGAUUACUAUGAUGUCUUCCAGAGAAAUACAAGGAUUACUUUACGACUCCUUAUUUCAUCUUUUUCCGCGACUUGCUGAGCUAUCUCAUCCUCCUCGUUCUUCACUUCGCCAUUUGCCUUUCCCCUUCAACUGUUGCCUUCAGUCGACUAGAAUGGGUCAUUUUAGGUUUCUUCAUGGGACGUGUUUUGGUGGAGGUGGAUCAGUUUAUUGGUGCCAAGCUGUGGAGGAGGAGUAGACAUGGCUCCAGUUACCAAGUAGGUUCACAUGAGGGUGAACAAGAGAUAAAUGAGGCAGAAGAAGACAAUAUCUUGCCAAAGAAGCUUAGUAAUUAUUUCAGGUAUUUCAGGUUUUAUUGUCCGACUUCUAGUUUUUUAAUUCUGGAUUGUUAUUCGUAUGGGGCAUGAUUAGCUAAGAAGGAUAGGGAAAAAAAGUUAACGACUUGACGAAGGUAACAAAAUGAGUCACUGUUCUCUGCUUAGGUGCACUGGUCAUUUUUUUAGAGCUGCAUCAUCAAUCAUGAGCUGAAAUUGUUCACUGCGUAGGUUCAACAAUAGUAACCAGCGUUUAUUGUUUUGGUACACCAUUAAUUAGCUCGUACUCAUUGUAACAACAGAUAUUGUUACAUGUAAGUUCUGAUUUUCUUGCUUCGUAAUUAUGCAAAGUGUGUUCAUGGAUCACAUUAAAUAAAUAAUGGUCUUCUAGUACUGAUAUCUACUACUUUUAUAGUGACCGUUGGAAUGUGCUUGACUUCAUCAUUCUUGUUUUGUACCUGAUUACCUUCAUACUACGCAUAAUUACAUGGAGGAACUCCACGGACGUGUCAGACAACAGACUCUUGGCUGUGUCAGAGUGUUUCUAUGGAUUUAUCGCCAUGUUUCUCACACUGAGAACCCUGGUGGUCAAGUCAUAGAGGGCGUGCAGGGAAUGGGAGCAAUACAAAUCGCUUUGUUCUCUGUUAUCUGGAAUGUAAUGGCGAUAUUUUGGCAGUUUUUGGCCAUGAUUCUAGCAUUUUCUCUGGCUAUGACCAAGAUAUAUGUUGCCGAGAAGGCUUAUACCUUAGGAAAAGAUUCCGUGGAGGAUUUGUGAGUACACAUUGCAAUCCUUUGUUGGGCUUAUUCAUUUGUUACUCUUUUUUGUAGUGGGGUGGAAAAUCUUUCCUUUUACGUUAUGGAGGGGAACCUCAAGUAUGUCUAGGCAACUGACGUGGGAAAUAGUGGGCUAAAAGCUAAGCAAGUGAGAUUAAGUUUUUUGGAGGGGAAGCCAACAGAAGAGUAAAACUACUCAGUUCAGAAUGUCAAAUUUUGCAUGAAAGGCCGAUUUUUUACAGUCUUCAUGAAUGCUCAAGCAGGAAUUCUUAAAAAGAAGCCCCAAUAAAUAAGUCACUAGGUAGCACCACUACUACACAAAAGGUUUGAAAUGAAAUUAUGACAGCCUGAUACCCAUUAAUCAUUGCUGAAGUCGUAGUCAUAAAUUGUGGGGUCAGAGACUUGCUAUUAACUGACUUUUUGUGCUUUUGGAGGUACCCAUAUGUAUGGGCUCAGGAAUGUUGACAAUUUCUGCGGAACAGCACAACCUUGUAAAAUAAAAUUUUAGAUGGGGGUGGUGUUGAUGUAACUUUGACAAGUUCAUUUCCUCCUAUCAUUUUUAGGACAUGCAGUGAUUCCGGGCUAAUUUGGUAAGAGUAAAACUGUUGUUGUUGUUAAUUUUUCUACUCUAAUUUUAACUUUGUACUCUGAUGUCUGAAAUAAACAAUUUUACACAAAAUUUUUGCUAACCUUGAAUUUUGGGCUUUCAAUAUGCUGCGAUUAUUUAAAAAUUUUCAAGCGUGAAAUUCUACACCUAGGGGAUCGGAAAGGUGAACUAAGGUCUCCCGGGAGGAAAAAUAGUGGAAAAAAUCAUACUGAUGUGUUAAAAUGAGUACUGACGUUCAACCACGAGCUUUACCAGCCUCAUCAUGAAAAAUUUGCGGGGAAGACGCUCUUUCCUUUCAUGGCAGCAGAGUUACUUACUGCAAAAAGGCCAACCCAGCUCUUAGUUUACCUUCUUAAGAGGUACCUUACGGUUUAUCCAUCUGAGAAAAAUCUAGACUUCAUCGAUGAUAUUUCUUUUCUCUAGUGGGAUCCCUCAGGUUUAAGGAUAUCUAGUAAUAAUUUGGAUACCAACAUACAAAUGUGUUGAUGUUUGACUUAAUGGAGCUUACCAGGAAUCUUGAAAGCAAAUUUUUUUAAUCGAUGAUCCAUGUAGGAGUAGUGACACGAUGGCUUCCAGGUUACAGACGUUUAAAAACAUUUAUGACGAUCUCAAUUUCAAAAAUUGAAUGGUGUUUCGAUCUAAAAAUCGUUACUUAUGUUCUUCAGUUGGUGGAACAUGGCGACACACCUUGGUUGGUCUUUACUGGGUUUAGCUGACCUGGAUAGGUUGAACUCCGUCGACAAUCCAUCCGUUUAUCUUAUUCAUGUGCUGUACAGCUUCUUUUUAAUCAUGGCAGUUAUUCUUCUUGUAAACAUGAUGAUUGCGUUACUCUCCAAUACCUAUCAGCAGGUUCAGGUACUAAACGGUCUUUUUACCUUCGCUGAUGUAUAUUAAUUCUGUUCAUAAUCCAGAGUUAAGAAAAUAUGAGAAGUUCUCGACUGUAAACUUAAUAGGACUUUACUGCCGCAAGAUAUAAAAUACAUUUUUCGCAAAGUUCAGAAGAUUUCAUGAUCAUUUAUAAAUGUAUUUUUGGCCGACUGACGCUUUAGACGAAAAUGAUGGUGAAUAUUGUCCCUUUGGUAUGAUAUGUCAAAAUAUUCUUACGCUAUAGGAGUGUCGCCUGUUGUUUUUAUUAACUGGUACUUCCUUAGAGGCUGUUACUUCCCUCUCUAUUCCUCCUUUAUUAGGAUAAUUCGAUGCAGGAGUGGUCUUUCAAGAGAGCAAUUACUAUUAGGACUUACAGUACCUAUCAUCCGAUACCAGUGCCCUUCAACCUUUUGUCCGUCCCCCUGAUAGUACUCUGGAACCUCCGUCGGAAGUGUUCGUGUAAAACAUGGUGCGACACUCCUGCUUCGCUCGAGAGACGGGUAAGUUGGUAACGCCUUGCCAAUUAGUUUUGUGAGUUUUGACAAGCUGCUGUUGUUUAAAGUUUUCAUUUAGGUGUGCUCGGUGAUUUUACUUCACUUUCGACGUGGCCCUCUUUGAUUCGACAGAGAGAAGCUCUGAAUAAAGUGGUGAAGAAGCUAGAAAGGAUGUACUUCGAGAAAUACGGUUAUAAAUUUCCCCUCACAGGUGGGUGAUGUGCUAGAUUGGUAUAGAUAGCCCCAGAAAUCUAUGAUAUGGUCCUAAAAAAUAAUAUCGCGCAAAGAGAUGUUGUUCUACUAACCCUUGCUUUGUUAUUAUCAAAUGAACAUUUCUAAAGAACUUUAAACCAUUAGAGGUAAGAAUAAAACAAGAAAUAAAAAAUCAAAUAAUUCCAUUGAUGAUGGUUUAUUCAAAACGAGGCGUAUUGUAAAUAUUUUGUUCACACGAUUCAGAGAAGGCCAAUUUAAUACUUCGUUCCUCGCUUUGUUUUAGAGGGGAAAAAGAUAGAUCACCUGGUGCAAGAAAAUGAGAGAGGUCGAAAAUUGGCCAAUCAGAUAGUUCGGCAAGUAUUCCGACCGCGUGGAAACAAGGAGGAGAAACUUGCGUUUGGCCAAAGAGUGAGUAUUUUUCAGGCCCACAUUCACGUGUGAAUUAAACAGGAAGUUUCCCUACCAUAUACUAUGGAUCCUGCUCUAUCAGGAUACAACUUUUUAACAUUUUUAAUUUGCAUUUUAACCUUUUCCCUUGAACAAAAAUUUUAAUGUACGAUUGAGAAAAAAUCACUCAAGAAAUGUUGUGCUGCAAUUUCCUUCUACCCUUGAAGAAAAACGAACAGUUUUGUAGUGACUUAAAUAAGCUGAUCUCAAAUGCUGCUCCGGAAAGUACAAAAAGUCAGCAAAAUAUGCUGCGAUACGGAAAUGAAUGGGAGGGUUGUAAAUUGAAUAAAACCUCUUCUGGCUUGCUGGUAUGUCGGCUGAUAAUGUCCCUGGUUGAGAGAUUAUCUUUAAGUUUUUAAAUUUCUCCUUGAGGCUUCGGUUCUUGGCCAAAUAUUCAUUUUUUGGACAAUGUCUCAGCCGCAGACAUUUUCAGGUGACAUAGCAGUCGCCAAAAGGGGGUCCUUCAGUAUACUGAGGUUUUACUCGAUUGUUAUUUAAAGGCGUGGUAUGAUUCGCCGGGAAUUGCUGUCGAUGGCUGUCUCCUAACUUACGUGGGACCAGAUUUCUGCGAUACAUGCAAAAGUGGAGAUCCUAAGAAAAUUCACAGUGCCAAGUUCAAGUCUCCCUUUACACCUGAGAAACCACGAUUUGAGGUGCGGUUUUGACCUAUAGAGAAUUAUUUUCAAACAAAAAAUUUAAUUUAUAUACUUCUUGCUUCAUGAUAGACUCUUUGAAGAUGCAACAUAAUUACAUCGCCUUUUUACCCUCUUCCCUUUCAUAACCUCUCUCUUGUAGGCGCUCGUAUUCUUUUCUAUUUUGGAGCACUACAGACACUCAUCUUUUUACGAAUGAACCUAACGGUGCCUCCAUAAUAAAAAGACCAGACCGGUUCCAGAAAUAAACUUUUUAUGUUCCUCUUGUGGUAUCCUAUUUUCACCUUCGCUUUCAUGGUAACGUGUCAACAUGGAUCUCGUUUGGGCACUUAAGAAUAAGUCUCUGUAAGAAUCAAACAUCUUGGGAAAUGAAAAUUUUCAACCCCCCUUCAAAUUUUGCAUGCAGUUAGGCACUCAGGGGGAUGCACAAAAAUGCCCUUUUUAAAGGUCGCAGCACUCUUGUUGCCAUGGUAACAACGGCUGCUUGUUCCAGGCCUGGGGCCUCAUUUUCAUAAAAAACGUCAAAAAAAAAAGAGUGAAAUGUUUAUUUCUUUCUCUCAAGCUAAAUACAACAUUACAAAUUGGCACUUAUACCAUAUAUAGUAACAUCAUUCGUCUCCACUUUGAUACAUUCAAUUUUACCUGGGAGUGAAUGUGAACACACCAAUAGAUUAUUUAUCUCGGUACAGUUUCGGUCAUUUUUGUUGUCGGGUAAAAACAGGAAAACGUUUAUCUGAAUUUCUCCAAAAGUACCCCGAUUCUGGAACUGAAACUACCCAUCUAGCUGGUUAUAAUAUUCAAUUUUUUUAAAUAUUUAAAAAUCUCUGCGGGCCUGCCUCUACUUUUUAUAGGGGCAAUUCGCGAAAAGAACUCAAAAUCAGAUAUUGCAUAAUUUGGCGAUGUUUACAUCUAAUGUUCUCAACAACAAACAUUUCAGACAAAUGAAACGUGCGAGGCUUUGAAAGAAUGUUAUCUUAUGAGAAAUAUCCCGAAGAGAAAUCUAACCUCUGGUUGUCAUCUUUUAAAAAACAAUUGAUCAACCUUCAUGGAGGACAACUCGACGUAACUACAAACAUAUACCUCAAAUCGUGUGGAUAUCAUCCAGAUUCCGGGUGCUGCGCCUUCUUUCAUGGGAAUUUGAGGAAUCCGAAAUCCUCUGAAGAUACACUAUUAUACUUGUAUGUCAUUUGAAACAUGUUGAAGUCGGCUGAUCUACACGAAACUAUCCUCACACCGGUCAUUUGUCAUCAACAUGUACGUUAUCACGAUGGCGUGACGCUGUAUUUCUUCGUGAAGUUUCCAUCGGUCGCUCCAAAAAAGACGAGAAAUGGAUAUUUUUUUCAUAUAUGUCAGUAGGUUUACGCUUUCUGAAGUAAAAACAACCCAAAACAAUAAAAAAAGAGGAAACUUCGAUUGAAAGCUCGUAAACACUGAUAAUCUGAGAGUAUAAAUCGUAACUUGUCAGCAGCAGUAACUCAUGUAAAACCCAGUUGCAACAAUAGCAAUUUGAACGACAUAGACAUCUCCUACAAAGAGCAGAUUCGGGCAGUUAUCAUUUCCUUGUGACAGAAACUAAGAUAUUUCGAAUCACCUGAAAACUGUCAGAAACUGUUAGAAAAUUUGCGUAAGAUAUGAUGAGGAGAGACUUAUCACCGCCGUGGUGCAAUCGAGUCAAUCAAUGUUUCCUUCCAUGUCUUGAUAAAGAAAAACUCAUAACAAUGUUCGAAAUAAAAGAUUUAAUGAAAUCAUAAUGUCAUAAUUCCACCUUUCAAACAACUUAUUAUCCACACGUAAACCGCAACUUGUCACUUGAAUGAAACUCCCCAUCGUUAAUAUGUAAUCUGGAUUGCUUCAUGUCCUUCAGGAAAAAGAACAGCGAUUUCAUCACCAUUAAUUUCCAUACUUUUCUCCCGGAUAUCUUUUACAAGCUUAAAGAAAGAUGAAUAUAACGCAAUCUCCCGGUGAUUUACACGAGAGGAAGUCAAAGGUCUCUUUAAUUUUCCCCUGAGGUGGCCGACUCACCAGGAAGAAAAAGGAGAUCGUUCGGUCCAAAUAUGUUGGUCUGUAGAGAUUAACAAGCUAAUAACUGAGAAGAUUGUGCCCUUUGGUUCAUCAGUGACAGCAUUAAUUAUUUCAAAUCUGUAUUUCUCGGUCCAAGCGACACCAAAAAUAGUUCCUUUGUAAUUUUGUAAGCACUUUCUAUAGCAUUUUAUUGUCAAGGGAAAUAAAUCUAAAGGCUCAAAGCCAAUAUAACGUUCGAGCACGUGAAAGACUCCCUGAAAAAAGCUAAAUUUUUGGAAAUUUAUUGUGAUGAAAUCCCUGUUCCGUUUGCAGUACUGCAGGGAUACUGAGUAGUUCAAAAUCUCCACUUUGUGAUGAUUUUCGCGCGAGACGCAAAAAUUGCUAUUGUGGCGACUGGGUUUUACAUGAAUUACUGCCGCUGACAAGUUGCGAUUUCUGCUCUCAGAUUCUCAGUGUUAACAAGCGUUCAAUCGAAGUUUUCUUCUUUUUUUUUUUUGGUUGUUUCUAUUUAGAAUGCGCGGAAAUCUGCUGAUAUAUCGAAAAAUGUCCAUUUCUCGUCUUUUUUGGAGCGACCGAUGGAGACUUCAUGGAGAAAUACAGCGUCACGCUAACGUGACAACAUACAUGUUUAUGACAAAUGACCGGUGUGAGGAUUCGUGUAGAUCAGCCGACUUCAGCAUGUUUUAAAUGACAUACAAGUAUAACAGUGUAUCUUCAGAGGACUUCGGAUCGCUAAAAUUCCCAUGAAAGAGGGUGCAGCACUCGGAAUCUGGAUGAUAUCCACACGAUUUGAGGUAAUUGUUUGUAGUUACGUCGAGUAGUCCUCCAUGAAGGUUGAUCAAUUGUUUUUUAAAAGAUGACAACCAGAGGCGAGAUUUCUCCUCGGGAUAUUGCUCAUAAGAUAACAUUCUUUGAAAUCCUUGCAUAUUUCAUUUGUCUGAAACGUUUGUUGUUGAGAACAUUAGAUGUAAACAUCGCCAAAUUAUGCAAUAUCUGAUUUUUGAGCUUCGUUCGCGAAUUGUCCCUAUAAAAAGUAGAGGCAGACCCGCAGAGAUUUUUACAUAUUUAUAAACUAGAAUAUUAUAACCAGCUAGAUGGGUAGUUUCAGUUCCAGAAUCGGGGUACUUUUGGAGAAAUUCAGAUAAACGUUUUCCCUGUUUUACCCGACAACAAAAAUGACCGAAACUGUACCGAGAUGAAUAAUCUACUGGUGUGUUCACAUUCACUCCCAGGGAAAAUUGAAUAAAUCAAUGUGAAGACGAAUGAUGUUACUAUGUAUGGUAGAAGUGCCAAUUUGUAAUGUUGCAUUUAGCUUGAGAGAGAGAAAUAAUCAUUUCACUCUUUUUAUGCGACGUUUUUGUGAGAAAAUGAGGCCCCAGGCCUGGAACAAGCAGCCGUUGUUACCAUGGCAAUAAGAGUGCUGCGACCUUUAAAAAGGGCAUUUUUGUGCAUCCCUUGAGUGCCUAGCUGCAUGCAAAAUUUGAAGGGGGGUUGAAAAUUUUCAUUUCCCAAGAUGUUUGAUUCUUACAGAGACUUGUUCUUAAUCCUGUAACACCUAAGAGUGACUGACAUGUAAUUUCUCCACACAUUAUCAUCCCUGAGUCAAACAUUAGGGUCACAAGGAUAUCGUAAAUUAUCACCAACUCAAAAAGCUCUUCAUUGUUUAAAUAAUUCUUCCUUGUCGGCACAAUUGUAUAGUGAACAGCAUGGAAAAUAUUCAUAAUUAUGUUAGGGUAUGAAAGAUUAAGUCAAGUUAUACGAACUUUGAUGGCCACCUUUGAAUAGCGCGAUGGUGCUAUCAUUCAGACGAAAUUCCUUUUUGGAUCAAUCGUUUACAUUUAUAUUACUAUUAUUAUUAUUAUUAUUUAUAUUAGUGCUAUUUCUUUGUAAUCAUCAUCAUUAUUGCAGUUGUUAUCAUAGCUGCUUUUGUUAAUUGUUUCGGAUGUUGAUUGUUUAUAUUGUGGCUAACACCGUCUUUAUCAUCGUUAUUAUUUUUUUUUGGUCAAAGUAACUAGUAUUUCCUCGGUCUCAUGAGAAAAAAAACUCAUUUGCAUACUGAAACAAAAAUUAAAAGCGUGGAACUUACGGUAACCGUAACAACAGAGUCUAAAAAAUGAAAGUCCGUCAUUGUUUUGCAGGUACUUAUCCAGGAGACUGGGGAAAGGCGUAUUGCGGCUCUGGGUGCUGUGCAUGAGUCGUACGACUGUCAUAAAAUGCCUGGCUGGGAUAGUGGAACAGUCGGUUACCAUAUAGACGAUGGCAAAAUAUUUGAAACUGGCUUCCAUGAGCUGGGAAGAAAAGUCGAAGGUAUGGGUUACUUUGACGGUAGGUGUACGAUAUCUGCCACAAGAAUCUGUUGGCGCUUGGAAACGUAAUCAAAGUCUUACCGUCCUUCUGAUGGCGACCUUGCGACAGUAGGUUUCUGUUUUUCAAAAGAAAAAGAUUCAGAAAUUUUAGUUUGUAAAUGUUAUAGAGAUCACUUUAAAAUUGUCAUAGACUCCUCGAGACGAUUAUUCUGAUGUGCAUGAGGUAAAUGGGAAAUGUAUUGUAGUUGUGUGACCAAGAUAGAAUGUUGAACGAAGUUGCUUUAAAAUCCAUGUGCCUGGAGUGUGAAACUGAAAAAACCCUGAAUCCUUCGAUCGUGGGGGGUUCUAACCCUCACCUUCUGCUUGCCGAUCAAAUGGUCUACAGAGAGCGCAUUAGAGACCAAAGAAUAACGAGAUUCAUAUCAACAAAUGCUUGACGCUGCUAGGAUCAUUUAUAUCGUCAACACUCCUUGUAUAAAUGCAGUAAAGGAGAUUAAACUUUUUUUCGAAUGAACGAAGAGGUAGGUCAUUAAACAAGACCGAACAACAAGGAAAAAAAGUCCAAUUUCACACCCGGGUUUUACACGGUUGGUUGCCUCAUGUUUAGUUUAUUUUGUUAUCUUUUCUCUAUGUAAUAAUGUUUCUGUUGAUAACUUAGGAGCCAUGGCUUACCACGGCGAUCUCAUCGCCUGUGAAGUUGAUUUUAGGGGAGUUUCCGAGGGGAAAGUCUCUGUGUUGUUCUCCUUGAACGGUAGAGAAGUAGCGCGUUCUUCAGUGGAGUAUACCGAGGGAAAUGAACUAUUUCCCUUCGUUUCAUUGGGAUUUGAAGGCAUUACAGUGCUCACCAAGGUAUGUUCAAGUUUGUGUAAUUUUAAUGUUUGCGAACAUUUACAAACUAUCCAACCUUUUUACCAAAAGGCUGUGCCCUGAUUGCUUUAAGGCAAGAACAGGUAAAGAGCGCGUCGAUCUCAUCUAACUUUAUUUCAAGCACAUCUGUAUUCCACAAUUGUGGAAUACAGUUGACAACUUUGAUCAUCGCUGUCCUAAAUUUUUUUCUUAUUGAUUUUUAAAUUUGAGACGUUUGAUUUUUGCACGUUUUAGAUGUGCCAUCCCGACAGAGACCAUUUUAGUAGAGUAACAAAUGAAGACCUUCAGAAGGAAAUUGGAGAUCUGAGACGUGAUUUUCGGGAUCAACUUGACAAGCAAAGGAGGAUGUUGUCAGAAAUGAGAGAUUUAGUACUGCGUUUGAAGGAAGUAAAGGAUAAAGAUUAG